UUGAGAUUCAGUUGAGUCGGGACAGAGCCCCGUCGCGCUUUAGUAACGUCGCCAAUAUAAUUUCAAGAAUUAAAAUGGUUGUGUUCAACGCGCGUGGGCUCAUGCCGCCUGUCUUUACUCCUCUGAACGAUGAUCUUACCAUUAACUAUGCCGCGAUACCACCCUAUGCGCAGUUUCUUCAGAAGUCUGGCAUCAAGUCAGUGCUAGUCGGCGGCACAACCGGCGAGCAUCAGUCCCUAAGUGUGGCCGACAGGAAGAAAGUGGUGGAAGCGUGGGUGGCCGUUGCCAAAACCACCGGUCUGCACAUCCAAGUGCAAGUCGGCGGGGCGCCAAUGGCAGAUGUUCUGGAUUUGGCUAGAUACUGCCAGUCAGUCGGCGCCGAUUCCCUGCUGACUCUUCCAGAGCUCUACUUCAAGCCCAAGACUGUGGAUGAAUUGGUCUCCUAUGUGGAACUGGUCGCCCAGGCGGCCCCGAAACUGCCCGUGCUGUACUAUCACAUUCCCUUCAUGAGCAAAGUCGAGGUAAAUAUGCCAGCAUUCGUAGCGAAAGCCACGGCUCGUAUCCCCAACUUCAAGGGUAUCAAAUUCACCUCUAAUGACUUGAGCGAGGGCGCGCAAAUGUUGAGGACUCUUAAGGAAGGCCAAGAGAUGUUCCUAGGAGCGGAUACUCUACUGGCCCCAGCAGCGUUGCUCGGCAUCAAGUCGGGUAUCGGUACCACCUUCAACAUCUUUCCGAAACUGGCUCAAGAUAUCUUGGAUGCUGUGGAAGCCAAUGAUGUUCCCAAAGCGAGAGCACUGCAGGAAACUCUCAGUCUUGCUGUAGAGGCACAUACUGGAGAAGGUGAAUGGGUGCCAAUAAUGAAAGCCGGCAUGGAAAUCGUAACUGGCAUCAAAGUGGGCCCGCCGUCGCUGCCCCAACGGCCCAUUUCUGCCGAGGCGAGGAAACGGAUCGAGGGCAGACUCAGGAGCCUUAAGCUAGUCAAGUAGAAUUAAGACUGUUGGAGACGAACAAAAUAAAUACAUA
Molecule: messenger RNA, 1023 nt
Organism: Cydia fagiglandana
Lineage: Eukaryota; Metazoa; Arthropoda; Insecta; Lepidoptera; Tortricidae
Product: N-acetylneuraminate lyase-like
Exons: 7
Coding region: 75-986 (303 amino acids)
Biological process (GO): N-acetylneuraminate catabolic process
Molecular function (GO): N-acetylneuraminate lyase activity
Source: RefSeq, a predicted model, not a curated record